Molecule: messenger RNA, 593 nt
Organism: Trichomonas vaginalis G3
Lineage: Eukaryota; Parabasalia; Trichomonadida; Trichomonadidae
Product: protein of unknown function, DUF4106 family
Exons: 1
Molecular function (GO): hydrolase activity; ATP binding; DNA binding
Source: RefSeq, a predicted model, not a curated record
AUGUUAGAAAAAAAGUUUGCUGACAUUGACAAGAAAUUUGAGAAUGUUUUAAACAAGAACAAGAGGAAGUUAGAAAAUGCUCAGAUAAAACCCAUACAUGACAAGUUCUUAUUUGCUCAGAAUGGUAUAACAGGUCUAAUUGCACCACCUGGGUCGGGUAAGACUUUCACUUAUCUUAAAAUGGCUGCACAACAACAAGAACUAGAUGAGAAGAACCCAUUCUAUGAGUUAGUUGUCAUUUGUAGUACUUCUGGUCAAUUUGACCAAACCGUCAAUUCGUUCAAAGAUAUUAUAAAGAAGUCUAAGUUAGUAUGUAUAAAAGACUCUGAGUUGUUAGAUUGGAUAAAGAAGUACCAAAGAAGAGUUUUGAAGUAUAAUGCUAUAAAUGAGUAUAUAAAUUCUAAGUUUAAAGACCCUAAUGAGGAAAUGCAGAGAAUAUUAGAGAAGAAACACUUCAGAAACAAACAGAAAGAGAUAGAAUACAUUUCGAAGAAAUUGCAAUCUUACGAUUGGAAGACUUACCCUCAUAGAUGUCUUCUUAUCUUAGAUGACUUUGCUUCUCAUCCUUUGUUAAAGAACAGAGAACAAGACAU